This is a messenger RNA of Geodia barretti, 2152 nucleotides long. The record is from the annotation of a GenBank genome assembly. Lineage: Eukaryota; Metazoa; Porifera; Demospongiae; Tetractinellida; Geodiidae.
CCCGAGAGGAGAAAUUAUGUUAUCGAUUCGAGGUAUGACAAAAACCCUUGUAGUUACGGUUGCCCUGAUGUCGAUAGUCGCUCUCGCGGCUAUUGGCUGCUCUUCAGCGCCUGCACCUGCCCCAGGGCUUGACGAGGCUCAGCUUCGCAGCAUCGUGACGGAUGCAGUGGCGCAGUCAGCACCCGCGCCGCAGCCACAGGUCACCGCGGCGGAAAUCCAGUCCAUGGUCGAAUCGUCCAUGCAGUCGGCCAUGAUGGACGCGGGCGGUUCUGAAGUAUCCGCCGAAGAGAUUCAGGCGAUGGUGCAAGCCGCGGUCGAGGGCGCAGCUUCCGAGGGCGCGACGCCUGAACAGAUUCAAGCGAUGGUUGAAAGCGCAGUCAACGCCGCGACCGCCGACGCCGUGACGGGCGCUGACGUUCAGUCCGCCAUAACGAUGGCCGUCAGCGAUGCCCAGGCGGGCACGUUGACCAGUGAGGACAUCCAGGCCGCCGUACAGAUGGCGACCGAAGGGCAGAUAACCGCUGCGCAGGUGCAGGAAAUUGUUGACAGGGCGGUCGCCACUCCCGUACCGGCCAUGGCGAUGGGGGACGCACCCGUAAAUGGCGGCACCAUCAGAAUAGGCAUGAUAGACCAGGGCACGCUCGACCCGAUGCUCGCCGGUCUGUCUCAGGGGUCAGCACCUUAUGGUGAAAUCACCUAUGACAACGCCACGAUGUACUGGUACGACGGCGAGGUAACGCCCUGGGCAGUGGAAUCAUGGUCCUCCAGCGACGACUUGUCGCAGUACACGCUGAAGGUGCGCGAUGGGAUCACCUUCCACAGUGGCAAUCCCCUCACAUCCGCCGACAUAAAGUUCACUCUCGACCGCAUCAGGGGGGAUGACUCCGCUUCACCGCUCAGGGGCCAGAUUUCCUACAUUGACACCAUUGACGCACCGGAUGAUAGCACUGUCGUCCUGAACCUGGGCGCGCCCAACGCAUUUCUGGUCGGAGACCUGACCGACUACCAUGCGCGUAUUGUCCAGAACGGCGUCUCAAAUGACGCACUUAUUGAUGCCGAGCACGGCUCCGGCCCAUAUACGCUCGGAGAGCACAACCCAACGGAACGCACUGUAUUCCAUAAGUACUCCGACUACUGGCGUGAAGGCAGGCCAUAUGCCGAUCAGGUUAUCUUCUUCUACAUGCCAGAGCAGAUAACACGUGUGGAGGCGCUCAAGACCGGCGCGAUAGAUGUGGUUCCUACACCCCCGAUAGCACAGCUGGGUGCUUUCGCUGGUAAUCCCGACAUUCGAGUGUCGGAAACAGCCACGGCAGGCGUUCUCGUAAUCGACAUGCAUGUGGGAUAUUCGCAUCUUCAGGGCAAAGAUGAGUGGGCGAAGUUCCAGGGCAUCCCGGACCCGAUAUACUCGGACAAGAACAUAAGAAAGGCAAUGCAGUACGCCGUUGACCGCGACUUUAUCGUUCAGGCGGCGCAGUUCGGCCGCGGCUCGCCCGCCAAUGACCAUCCUGUCGGCAUUAACGACCAGUAUUACUGGGACGAGCAGCCUAUCAUCAAGCAGGACAUCGCCAAGGCGAAGGAAUAUCUCGCGGCGGCAGGCUACCCUGACGGCAUCAACGUCGUUCUGAACACCGCCGACAUCGGCGCUAUGCAGGACGCCGCGCUGGCGUUCCAGGAGUCCGUGGCCGCGGCGGGUAUCAAUUGUCGACCUUGUAACGCACGACGCUGCGCCGUACUGGGAAGGGCAGUGGAUGGACCCCUGCUGCCCGUUCGUCACCAGCAACUGGAACUCGAGACCCGCGAACGCAGCCAUAGAUGUGCAGCUCAGAGGCGGCACUGUCUGGAACGAAUCGUUCUACAACAACUCGCGUCUGGACGAACUGCUUGACCUAGCCGCAGCUUCCCCUGACCUUGACGAGCGCAAGGAGUAUUUCCGCGAGAUGCAAGAAAUACUGAUUGAGGAUGUACCUGUGCUAUAUCUCGCACACACGCCCGUAAUAGUCGCCCACCGCGACAAUAUCGGGGGCGUUCAGGCGCACGCCGCGAACGCCCACUUCUUCAUCGAAGAAUGGUGGGUCAAAUAACCAUAAGCUGAAACAAAGACCGGCGAGUAGGAGUUGUCUCGAAAAUUUGCUGCUCGCCGGCAGCAAUCAAA